Molecule: messenger RNA, 1731 nt
Organism: Arachis duranensis
Lineage: Eukaryota; Viridiplantae; Streptophyta; Magnoliopsida; Fabales; Fabaceae
Exons: 11
Coding region: 676-1521 (281 amino acids)
Source: RefSeq, a predicted model, not a curated record
UUCAUCGUAUAAAUUGUGAUUUGUGGAGUUUGUUAGGAAUUUAAGAUAUUAGUAUUUGUUAUCAGUUGCCAAAAUUUUGAAAUGCAAGUUCGAACAGAGCUCCAGACUUACUCAUUCAAAAACACUAAAAUAGUCUCUUUGUCUCUCUCCUUCCUCCAUUGCUUCUAGUAUGGAUUUGUCUCCUCCCCAAAUUCUUAUUCAUCAAUCACUUUUUUUUUUCUAGUCUAUCUGGAUCUCGUAAUUUGUUAACAAUCUGAAUCUAAUUUCAACAUUAUCAGGCUUAGGUUACCAAUUGGGGUUAGACUAGGCUUCUGAUCAUGAGUGAUAAGAGAAGAAAAAAAUGAGAUGAGCUGAUCAGGCUUAGAAAAGUGUGUUUAUUGUGUGUGGUCCAGGGCUUUUUUGAUUGAUUAUAGAGAUUGUAUGCUCAGAAAGUUCCCAAAUUGCAAGUUGUUGUAAAGCUGAACGGUUGUGCAUUUGUCAUUGUUUAGUUUUAGGAUUUCAAUGAUUUAUUAGUAUUUGCCGUCUUUUGUCAUUCAAUCUAAUUUCCCUAGUCUCCAUCUUAAUGUUGUGCAAUUGAAGCUGUAAUUUACUUUAUAUUGCUCACUCCUCUUGGUGGUAGUUUAAUCUGUUGCGGAUAGCUUGAGAAAUAAUGUGCAGAGAUUUCUCCUUAGAGCAAUGGCGGCACCAUUUUUCUCAACACCUUUUCAGCCCUAUGUUUAUCAGAGUCCACAAGAUGCAAUCACACCUUUUCAGAUUUUAGGGGGUGAAGCUCAGGUGGUCCAGAUAAUGUUGAAGCCCCAAGAAAAAAUUAUUGCAAAGCCUGGUUCCAUGUGCUUUAUGUCAGGAUCCAUUGAAAUGGAAAAUUCCUAUCUUCCAGAAAAUGAAGUAGGCAUAUGGCAGUGGCUAUUUGGCAAAAACAUAAGUAGCAUCUUUCUUCGAAAUUCUGGACAAAGUGAUGGAUUCGUUGGAAUUGCUGCACCUUAUUUUGCAAGAAUUCUUCCGAUUGAUUUAGCAAGCUUUAAUGGGGAGAUUUUGUGUCAGCCAGAUGCAUUUCUUUGCUCUGUCAAUGAUGUGAAAGUCAACAACACAAUUGAUCAGAGGGGACGUAAUAUUGUUGCUGGUGCUGAGGGAUUUUUGAGGCAGAAGAUAUCAGGUCAAGGGCUUGCAUUCAUACUUGCUGGUGGAUCUGUUCUACAGAAAAAUCUUGAGAGCGGUGAAGUUCUAGCAGUUGAUGUUUCAUGCAUUGUUGCUGUGACAAGUACGGUCAAUGUCCAAAUAAAAUAUAAUGGUCCUCCAAGAAGGACAAUGUUUGGAGGUGAUAAUGCUGUGACAGCUCUUCUCACAGGACCAGGCAUUGUGUUCAUACAAAGUUUACCGUUUCAUAGACUUUCUCAGCGAAUUGCUAGAUCGGUGACAUCUCCAAACAUGAGGGAAAAUCCCAAGUUUUUAAUACAGAUUGCCAUUUUCUUUUUCCUGGCCUAUGUUGUCAUUGUAUCUUCAUUAAUAUUGACAGAUGUAUGAAACUUAGUUAAGCUUUUUCCUUUUUCUUUAUUGUGGUAUUUCAACUUUUAUACCAUUUUAUGAUCAUAGAUACUAGGAAGGUGAGAAGAAGAAAUUUGAAUGUCUUGGAUUUGGUUAACAACAGAGUGCUUGAUGGUUGGAUUUUGACAAAGAAAAUCAUCCAAAUUAUAUCAUUGAUAUCUAUCACAAAAAUGUUUCAUUUUAUCAGAA